GCACUUCAAACCUUCGAACCAUCAUCUCGCUGUACACAUACCCUUGAAUCUUGAAAAUCGCGAGCAACCCUGAACGGCCGCCUAUACCCAGACUGCGCCAGUCCAGGAGGCUACCUCUAUCUAACCCAUCUCACCAUGGAAAACGUUGACACUCCACAAAACAGGCAAGUGGAGGAGUCCAUCAAUCGCAUUGUGCAUGAGGGUCCUAGUGGUGUUACGAGCAAGUUACUCCACGCUAUGGUUGCGUCCGACCCGCUACAGACCACGAUGGUCGGAUCUAGCAGAGUAGGCACUCCCAUUCUCGGGAAUGUGCCGUCGUCAUCCGCAUCUAAUUCCCAGUCUGAUUCAACUCAAACUUCAAAAUCAAUGGAUGCCAAUGCGUUCCAAUCUUUGCUUAUGCUAUCAGGGAGCACUGGGGAGCCCCCAUUCUCUAUAAGACCUAAGGAUCAGACAUCUGAUAUCCUCGUGCUAUCUAUUGAAGCGGUCAAAGCCACUCUCACAAAAAUCGAUGCCCAGAUAUCCUUCGUGGAAAGUCGCUUGGCGGCCGCGUAUGCAGAGGCUGACCGUAUUCGGCUCGACUCAUCGUCCCUUGCACUGUCUGGGCAUGAUGAAGUCGAAAAGAGGACACAGAGAUUGGAAAAGAUCCGCGCCUUCAUCGCGAAGUUCGAAUCGCUCAAGCAAGCAAAGGAGCUUGAACUGGCGGCGGCGUACAUUGAGUUUGAGGAGCUUGCCUCGGUCGCAAUUGACAGGCCGGAUAUCGAGAAUCUAGGAGACAUCAUUCCUCUAGAUGUACUUCGUUUGGAGUCCGAGCCCGAUGAGAGUGUCGUUUCCCCAAUCACAGCGACCGAUGCUAAGGGGAAGGGCAAGGACAAAGGUAAAGGUAGAGCUCUUUGA
This is a messenger RNA of Heterobasidion irregulare TC 32-1, 894 nucleotides long. RefSeq lists its product as uncharacterized. The record is from RefSeq and is a predicted model, not a curated record. The coding region runs from base 136 to 894 and encodes 252 amino acids. NCBI's taxonomy places the organism in Eukaryota, Fungi, Basidiomycota, Agaricomycetes, Russulales, Bondarzewiaceae. The transcript is spliced from 4 exons.